Oenanthe melanoleuca is the source of this 1496-nucleotide messenger RNA. RefSeq names its product RUS family member 1 (gene RUSF1). Bases 31 to 1428 code for a protein of 465 amino acids. The transcript has 15 exons. The record is from RefSeq and is a predicted model, not a curated record. NCBI's taxonomy places the organism in Eukaryota, Metazoa, Chordata, Aves, Passeriformes, Muscicapidae.
AAGCCGGAAGUGUCGAAACCGGAAGUGCCGAUGGAGCGGCCGCAGGAUCUGCCCCUGUGUCGCUGUUUUUGGGGCUCCCUGGAGCUGCCCCCGGCCCAGGUCGACGCUCGGGGGCGGCUCCGAAGCUCCGGCAGCGAAAACGUCCCAGGGAGGCUGAGGAGAGCGGCGGCGCGGGUGCUGCUCCCCCAGGGAUUCCCCGAGAGCGUCAGCCCCGACUACGCCCGGUACCAGUGCUGGGACAGCCUGCAGGCUCUCUGCUCCACCCUGGCCGGGUCUCUCUCCACCCGCGCUGUGCUCGAGGCCGUCGGGGUCGGCGACGGCGCCGCCACCGUCACGGGAGCCACGCUGACCUGGCUGCUGCGGGACGGGGUCGGGAUCGUCACCAGGAUCCUCUUUGUGUGGCUGCAGGGGAGCCACCUGGACUGCGAGGCCAAGCAAUGGCGGUUCGUGGCCGAUCUGCUCAAUGAUGUCGCCCUGCUGCUGGAAAUCCUGGCUCCCCAUUGGCUGAGCCUCGGCCCCGCCCUGCUGGUGAUGGCGGCGGUGGCCAGGUGCGUGGUGGGCGUGGCUGGCGGCGCCACCCGGGCGGCUCUGGCCGUGCACCAGGCCCGGAGGGACAACGUGGCCGACGUGGCCGCCAAGGACAGCAGCCAGGAGACUCUGGUGAACGGUGCUGGGCUGCUGCUGUCGCUGCUGCUCCUCCCCCUGCUGGACGGGCGGCCAUGCCUCACCUGGGCCGUGCUGCUGCUGCUCCUGGCCGCUCACCUGGCCUCCAACCUGGCGGCCCUGGCCUCCCUGAGCCUGACCUCCCUGAACCGGCCCCGCCUCCGCCUCGCCAUUGGCUGGGCCCUCAGAGGGGGCGGGGCCAAGGGGGAAAGGGGCGUGGCCUGGGAAGGGAGGGGCGGGGUCAGCAUGGAGCUGCCCCGCCCCCAACAGGUGAAUCCCAGGGAGCCGCUGCUGCCAGGGUUCGGUUCCCGCCUCCGCCUCCACCUGGGGGCGCCCUUGGAGCAGCUGGUGAGCAGCGAGGCCGAAUUCCAGAAAGCUCUGGAAUGUGGGAACCCCGAUUACAUCAUCGUGCUCCGCCCCUCCCAAGGCUGGGUGGGGGUUGGGCUGCGCCGUGGGGCCCCCCCUGAGACCCCAAUUUUGGGCUGUGCCCAGGCCCUGCUGCUGGAGGAGCUGCUGGGGGAGGAUUUGGGGUCUGGGACCCCCCUGGGGAAACUCCUGGGACCCCUCCAGAGACGCCUCAAGAGCUGCCCGCCGGGCGCGGUUCCCUGGGGGAUCCUGGCCGAGACCUCGCGGCUCUUCCGGGACCUUGGCCCCGCCCUCCUGCGAGGGCUGGAGGCCGCCGGGUGGGACACGCAGCGUCCCCUGCUGGCCGUGGACGAAUGGAGGCUGGAGUGGGCGGGGCCGGAGCGAGGCCACGCCCCCUGAGCGAGGCCACGCCCACCGGGAAUCGUGGCGGGAAAUAAAAAUAAAAAAAAAAUUUUGUAAUUUUGCUG